Melitaea cinxia (Glanville fritillary) is the source of this 3805-nucleotide messenger RNA. It is a transcript of the gene Abl, whose product is annotated as tyrosine-protein kinase Abl. Gene Ontology annotation, biological process: protein phosphorylation. The record is from RefSeq and is a predicted model, not a curated record. Gene Ontology annotation, molecular function: protein tyrosine kinase activity; ATP binding; protein binding. Lineage: Eukaryota; Metazoa; Arthropoda; Insecta; Lepidoptera; Nymphalidae. The transcript is spliced from 14 exons. The coding region runs from base 47 to 3805 and encodes 1252 amino acids.
CUCGCCGGUUUCGGGGCUACGAGGGUGGCGACUGUGGUAGAACAAAAUGGGUGCUCAGCAGGCCAAGGAACGCGGCACGACCAGCGGCGCGUCCAUGCGAUCGGCGAGGAACAAGCCUCGGGUGCCCAAAGACCCCCGCAUGCUAGGCUCGAAUAUUUUUACAGAACACAGCGAGGCCCUACUUCAGAGUCGGCCUUUACCGCAUAUUCCAGACUUACCGGAUGGUGAAGGCGCCUCCGCCGCGCCUGCUACCCCACAACCCCUCGACACCGCCAACAGAUGGACUUCGAAAGAGAACUUGUUAGCGCACCACGAAGAAGAUGAUCCUCAACUUUUCGUCGCUCUUUACGAUUUUCAAGCUGGAGGUGAAAAUCAACUUAACCUCAAGAAAGGCGAGCAAGUACGUAUAAUGAGCUACAAUAAGAGCGGAGAAUGGUGCGAAGCACACACUUUGUCUGGGGGCGUGGGCUGGGUGCCCAGUAACUACGUGACGCCCGUCAACUCACUGGAGAAGCACUCCUGGUACCACGGUCCCAUAUCGCGAAAUGCUGCUGAAUAUCUACUCUCAUCCGGUAUCAAUGGAAGCUUUCUUGUACGAGAGUCCGAGUCGAGCCCUGGCCAAAGAAGUAUAUCACUUCGCUACGAAGGACGCGUCUACCAUUACCGUAUUAACGAAGACUCAGAUGGAAAGGUGUACGUGACAUCGGAGUCGAAGUUCGGAACGCUAGCGGAGCUGGUGCAUCACCACUCGGUGUUGGGCGACGGCCUGAUCACUCAGCUCCUGUAUCCGGCGCCGAAGCGCAACAAGCCGACCGUGUUCCCGCUCGCUCCACCGGACGAGUGGGAAAUAGACCGCACCGACAUCGUUAUGAAGCACAAGCUCGGCGGUGGUCAGUACGGCGACGUAUACGAGGCCGCUUGGAAGAGAUGUAACACUACGGUGGCUGUGAAAACUCUAAAAGACGAUACGAUGGCUCUGAAAGAUUUCCUCGAAGAGGCUGCCAUCAUGAAGGAAAUGCGUCACCCGAACCUCGUUCAACUUCUGGGUGUAUGCACCCGGGAACCGCCCUUCUACAUUAUAACGGAGUUCAUGAGCCGCGGCAACCUGCUCGACUACCUGCGGACCGGCAACCGCGAGCACAUCGAUGCGGUUGUGCUCAUGUACAUGGCAACCCAGAUCGCUUCCGGAAUGAGCUACCUUGAGAGCCGCUCGUUUAUACACAGGGACCUGGCAGCUCGGAACUGCCUCGUCGGUGAUAAUCACCUCGUGAAGGUGGCCGACUUCGGUCUCGCCCGUCUUAUGCGCGACGACACUUACACUGCCCAUGCAGGGGCGAAGUUCCCCAUCAAGUGGACAGCUCCCGAAGGAUUGGCGUACAACACCUUCAGUACCAAAUCAGACGUGUGGGCCUUCGGGAUCCUGCUCUGGGAGAUAGCUACGUAUGGCAUGUCUCCAUACCCAGGAGUCGAUCUUGCCGACGUUUACCACAUGCUAGAAAAGGGCUAUCGCAUGGAGUGCCCACCUGGCUGCCCUGCCGCAGUCUAUGAGCUAAUGCGCGGCUGCUGGCAGUGGAACCCUGCGGAUAGACCUUCCUUCCGCGAGAUACAUCACGCUCUCGAGCACAUGUUCCAAGACAAUUCCAUUACUGAAGAAGUGGAGAAGCAACUGCAGGAGGGCGUGUGCGCGGGCACGCCGCAGAUGUCCGCGAAGAAGGCGGCCGCGGCCGAGCGCGGCGUGCAGAUGCGGCGCCCGACCAACCGCCGCGGCAAGCAGGCGCCCACGCCGCCCAAGCGGACCAGCCUAUUGUCGUCAUGCAGUUCUUUCCGUGAAUCGCAGUACGCGACCGAGGAGCAAGGCGGCCACGACGACGGGCUCGCAUCGCUCAACGGCGGGGGUCGAGGCGGGGGUCGUGAGGCAUCAUCCGAAGGGUCGUUGGCGGAGGCGACGCCUGAUACCGACGAGUCAGGCGGUAUAGGAGUUCCCGAACACAGACACCGCUCAAAGCGGCGACACCAUGUUCACGCGCAGCCCACACACCACCCGCCGACGCACGACCUGCAACCGAAGCCUGGGGUACAAGUUGCGGCACUCGAGGUACAGAAUGUAAAACGGGCUAUAAAUCGAUAUGGUACCUUACCAAAGGGAGCUCGAAUUGGCGCUUAUUUAGAAUCGUUACGACAAAGCGGUGGAGCCGGCACCAACCCGCAAUGUGGCAGCAUUCCCCGAGAGCCGCAGCAGGACGAGGCGCGGUCCCUGUCCCCGCGGACGGCUCGAGCGCAACCGCACAUGAUUCGCUCAAACUCGUCCGGUGGCGUCACUGCUCCCGCACCCGCCUCUCCCCGCGCCUCCCGGGCCGCGCCUCCCCUGCGAUCCUUCGCCAACAGCCCUGCAAAACCGAGGCCUAGGCUGGCGGAGCUCGAGUUCCCUCCCCCGCCUCCCGACCUCCCGCCCCCGCCCGAAGACUCGGCGCAGCCCCCGCCUCCGCCACCGCCGCCCGAUUGUUGCCGUGAUGCCGGCACCGACACGGCGGAUAGGCUCGAGGACAGUUCGAUCGUAUUACAUGAUCGUUUCGAGGCAGAAGAGAAACCUGCUAAACAGAUCAUGAAAGAGAUGCUCGAGUUGAAACUCGUUGCCGAAAUCAAGGAACGCGCCGAUAAAAAGAAACAUAAAUUAAAAGAAUCACCGCCGUCUAACGAAGUCAUUGAGAUGCACACUUCGUUUGGUGAUCCCGUCACGCGUUUAGUGUCCGAACUUUCGGAGAGUUUGAAUAUAGAAGCACUGCGUAAAGCAGAAAAGAAAACAGAGCCACCUAAAUCUAUCGACAAUGGGAAAGAGUCUAUAUCUCCGAUAGAUCUCAAGGCGAGUCUUAGGAAGACGUCCUACUCCAAUAAUGUGGAAAAGAAAUCAGAAUUAGAAGGUAAAACUGAUUUCAAAUCGCAGCUCAAGAAAGUUGAUACAAAUAAAAUAAACAGCGCAUCCAAAGAUACGGAGGAACCAGGACGCUCGAUAAUCGAUUUCAAAUCGCGAUUGCGGAAAGUGGACGGCGGAACACCUGCGACAAACGGCACUAAUAAAAAAACGGAUCAAAGCUCCCCAGAGGAUUCUAGAAAAGACGUCUCGAAUAAAAGCGACGAUUCGGAUAAAAAACGUUCGGAAAGUGGAUCGCUGGACACCAGCGGUGGUGACGAGGAUGACAAAAGACGAAGUACUGGUAGCAUAAGCAGUUUGAAGAAACUAUGGGAGAGCAAGGAAACCGAUGAGCGACUCAGUCCAAAAAUGAAACCAAAAGGAGAAGAGAGUGAAGAAGGUUCACCGGAAGAAAGAAGUGGCGCUAUGGUUGGUAGGAGCGGCAGUGUUCAAGUGCGACGAGGUGAAGAUAAGCCAGUAGUGGCCAGUAAGCCCAUGAUGCGCGCGCGACCCCUAGGGAAAGGAGGAAUAUAUGCGACUCCACUUGCGCCUCCUGGAACCUUCGAUGCUGACGAUGGUGAUGCACUGUCAGCUCUAAAGGCAUCACUGGAGUGGUGCACGAAUGAGGUGCGUCGCGGCUGCGGCGGCACGGGCGGCGGUCGCGGCUCACUGUGGCGACUGCAGACGUCGGAGCGGCUCGCGCGGCUGGGCGGCGAGUGCGCGGCGGCGGCGGGCGCGGGCCGCUGCGCGCCGCAGCUGCGCGUCCAGCUGCGGGCGGCGGCCGCGCGGCUCGAGGCGGAGGCGCGCGCGCUCGCCUCGCCCGCGCCGCACCACCACCACCUGGCGGACGGCGUCGAGCAGGCGCUCAGGGACCUCGCCACCAUCGUGCACAGGUGA